This is a messenger RNA of Gloeophyllum trabeum ATCC 11539, 2450 nucleotides long. RefSeq names its product glycosyltransferase family 39 protein. Bases 8 to 2329 code for a protein of 773 amino acids. NCBI's taxonomy places the organism in Eukaryota, Fungi, Basidiomycota, Agaricomycetes, Gloeophyllales, Gloeophyllaceae. Gene Ontology annotation, biological process: protein O-linked glycosylation via mannose. Gene Ontology annotation, molecular function: dolichyl-phosphate-mannose-protein mannosyltransferase activity. Gene Ontology annotation, cellular component: membrane; endoplasmic reticulum. The record is from RefSeq and is a predicted model, not a curated record. The transcript has 11 exons.
CCAGCCCAUGGCCAGCCAGCAGCUGCUGCGAGAACGAGGACGGAAGGGGAAGGGCGUUGCCCUCUCGGAGGCGGACACGACGCUCGUCGAAGAAGAGGACGACCACACGGUGUCGGGCGCGUCGCGGCGGCAGAGCUCCUUGGAACGGAAGCUGAACUCAGACAAGGCCAGCGCGGCCAUAGUGGGCGUCUUGACUGCCCUCGCGUUCAUCACCCGCUUCUACAAAAUCAACAACCCAGACCAAGUUGUGUUCGAUGAGGUCCACUUCGGGAAGUUCGCGGCGCACUAUAUCCAACGGGAGUAUUAUUUCGACGUCCAUCCGCCGUUUGCGAAGCUGCUGUUCGGCCUGGCUGGCUGGUUCGUGGGUUUCGAUGGGCAUUUCCAGUUCGAGAACAUCGGGGACAGCUAUACGGAUGCCCAUGUGCCAUACGUUGGGAUGCGCGCGCUGCCCGCGAUUCUGGGGAGUCUCACAGUUCCCGUCGUCUAUGCCAUAAUGAAGGAAAGCGGAUAUUCGACCGUCGUGUCGGCGUUCUCGGCUAUCCUGAUCUUACUCGAUAACGCCCACGUUGCGCAGUCUCGGUUAAUCCUACUCGAUGCCACCCUUAUUUUCUUCAUGUCUCUGACGAUCUACUCCUAUAUCCGCUUCCGCAAAUACCGUUUCAUUGAAUUUUCUCAGGAAUGGUGGGGUUGGCUCAUUGCCACUGGCGUCUUCAUGGCUUGCACGUGGGCGUCAAAGGUCAACGGUAUCCUGACCGUCGUCUGCAUCGGUAUAGCCGUUCUAGCUGACCUUUGGGAUCUUCUGGACUACCGCAAGAGUAGUAUGGAACGCUUCUGGAAUCACUUUCUCGCCCGAGCCGUCGGCCUUAUUUUGGUUCCUCUGGUCGUCUACUUGACCUUCUUCUGGAUCCACUUUGCCGUCCUCACGAACUCUGGCCCUGGUGAUACCUUCAUGAGUCCUGCCUUCCAGGAGACGCUGAGAGGAAAUGAGCUCCUUCUCAACAGUCAAGAAAUUCGCUACUACGACACUGUCACAAUCAAGCAUAAGAAUACGAAAGUCUUCUUGCACUCUCACUGGGAGCGGUAUCCCUUGAAGUAUGAAGAUGGUCGGAUAAGUAGUCAAGGCCAACAGGUAACUGGAUACGGUCACCCUGACUCCAACAACAACUGGCAGAUCAUCCCCACGAAGGCGCUCCCUGAGACAGGCCGAGCCCGUGUUGUCCGCCACGAUGAUGUUAUCCAACUUCUACACGUUAACACGCAGAGCUACCUCUUGACCCACGACGUCGCGUCACCCUUGAUGCCCACCAACCAGGAAUUCACCACAUGGCCGAAGGACGACCACAGCCGCUACAACGACACCUUGUUCCAGCUGCACCUGGUCGACGCUCAUGAUGGCGAGGCAUGGAAGAGCAAGUCGGGACACUUCAGGCUUGUGCACGUCCCCACGAAGGUGUCGAUGUGGACGUAUCAGAACCAAUUGCCUGAUUGGGCGUUCAAGCAGCAAGAAGUGAAUGGUAACAAGAACGCUGCAGAGAAGACGGCGACGUGGUAUGUCGAUGAGAUUGUCGACAGCGAAGCUGAUCCGUCCCUCCCUGACCGCACUGGCGAAGUGGCUGUCAAAGAGCCCAAGAAGCUGAAUUUCUUCAAGAAAUUCGGGGAACUGCAGAUCCUCAUGCUCCAGCACAACGCCGGUCUCACUGCGUCUCACCCCUAUGCCAGCAGUCCUAUUAACUGGCCUUUCCUGCUGAGUGGGAUCAGUUUCUGGACCAACGCGGAUGAGCAGAAGCAGAUCUAUCUCAUUGGUAACCUCAUUGGUUGGUGGACUUGCGUUACUGCUAUUGCGGUGUUCAUUGGGAUUAUCGGCGCGGACCUGCUUGCCCGGAGGCGAAAUAUUGAGCCCAUCCCUGAUCCCGUUCGCAACCGUCUGUGGAACAACACGGGUUUCUUCGUGCUUGUCUGGGCAGUCCACUACUUCCCCUUCUUCCUGAUGAGCCGGCAGCUCUUCAUCCAUCACUACCUUCCUUCCCAUCUAGCCUCUGCUCUCGUGGCCGGCUCUGUCCUCCACUACAUCCUCUCUGACGACACUAUCAACUAUCCUAUAUCUGUACGAUCAGCAACGAUGAAGCCGAAACGCCCGCUAUACGCUGAUCUAGGCAUGAGGGGCCCGGUAACUGUGAUAGCGUUUGCAUUUGCGUUGUUCUGCUUGUAUGUGUAUAUGGCGCCGCUGACGUACGGUACACCUGGCUUGGAUGGCCACCAAGUCAAUGCGCGACGACUAUUGUCGACUUGGACCCUCCAUUUCGCUGCAAAACCUACGGAUGGAGCCUAGAAGGCAUCCGGGUAGACAGGGUCUGAGGACUUAUCACACUUCCAUCCUGUUCUCUUCUAGUCGCAUCGCAAAAGCACUGUAUAUAUCGUCUACUCAAUCUAGGGAUAAUCACACCAUUUUC